AUGGGAGCAAUUUGUUCUAAACAAAAUAUGAAUAGCAUAUCCAAUCCAUAAAAAAGAGUUAAAUUCGCUACAGUUACCCCAAUGGAUGAUAGUAACGAAGAAUAACAUCAUAUUGGAGUUGAAUUUCAAUACUAGAUUUAAUAAGAUCAACCCAAUUUUCUAAUAAAAAAGUAAAAGUGGGAAGAAUACUUUCAAAAACGUUAAGAUUUCAUUAAUGAUGAACAAUACAUAACACUUUUAAGAUCACCAAAUGUAAUUUUACAAGAUACAAGUAAUCAAAAACCAUAAGAAUAACAAGUCUCAUCAUAGAUCUAAGCUAUUGCCAAGGCAUUACAAGAACCAUUUAAACAUUUUAAUUUAGAUUUAUUUGAUGCAUAUAUAUUGAAAGAGUUAAAUGCUGUUUAAUUCAACGGUUAUCUUAUGGAGGGAACAAUUCCAAAAUUUAGAUGGAAUUGUUGGAUGGCUUAAGUUUAUUAAAAUUCUCAAUAUGACUCAAAUUUAUAUGCUUCUUUAAAAGCUUAAACUUUACCUGAAAAAACUUAAGAUGAUAUAAAAAAGGAUUAAAAUAGAACCUUUACUCGUCAUUAAUAUUUUAAGGAACCUAAUAAAGGGUAGGAAUAACUAGUUUCUGUAUUGCAUGCUUUAUCUAUUUAAUAUCCAGAAAUUGGUUAUGCUUAAGGUAUGAAUUUUGUAGUUGGGUUUUGCUUAAUUAUGAGUGGAGGUAAUGAGGAAGAUGUAUUUUGGUUUAUUAAUUUUAUUAAUUAAAACGAAAGGUUUAAUUGGUGGGAAAUCUAUCGAGGACAAUUUACAUUUGCUUAGAAUCUAUGUUAAAUAUUUUAGGAAAAUUUUUAGAGACAAUUGCCACAGCUGUUUAAUCAUUUCUAAAAGAAUGGAAUAUUUACAUUUUAAUAUUUUUGGUAAUGGAUACUAACCCAAUUUCUGUAUUCAUUUCCUAUUGAAAUUGUGAUAUUCUUUUGGGAUUUCAUUUUAGCUACUGAUAUCUAUUCAAUUCUAAAAAUUGGAUUAGCAUUUUUGAGGGAUAUGGAAAAUGUUUUGGUUGGCUAUGAUUUAACUCAGCUUUCAGAGUAUUUUAGUUAUCAGACCAAGAAACAGAACAACAUAGAUAUUACAGACUUAUUAAAUAAAGCCAAAAAUAUUGAAAUUACUAUGUCAGAAGAAUAAAAAACUGUUAAUGCUAAUUGUAAACCUAAAACACUAAAAUAAUUUUGA
Molecule: messenger RNA, 1230 nt
Organism: Paramecium octaurelia
Lineage: Eukaryota; Ciliophora; Oligohymenophorea; Peniculida; Parameciidae
Source: the annotation of a GenBank genome assembly